AUCUCAUUCUCUCACCCAGACUGGAUUCCAAUGGCAUGAUCACAGCUCACUGCAGCCUUGACUUCCCAGACUUAAGUGAUCCUCCUGCCUCAGCCUCCCAAGCGGAGUCUCGCUGUCUCCCAAGGUGGAGUACAGUGGUGCAAUCUCGGCUCACUGCAACCUCCGCCUCCCAGGUUCAAGCGAUUCUCCUACCUCAGCCUCCCAAGAAGCUGGGAUUACAGGCACGCGCCACCACACCCAGGAAUAAUGUAUUUGUGGCCUUGGACAUGAGGCAAUCAGUCCUCUGUUGCUGUUAACAUAAGGUCAGGGACUGAUGAGGAAAGCAUGGACCUAAUGAACGGGCAGGCAAGCAGUGUCAAUAUUGCAGCUACUGCUUCUGAGAAAAGUAGCAGCUCUGAAUCCUUAAGUGACAAAGGCUCUGAAUUGAAGAAAAGCUUUGAUGCUGUGGUAUUCGAUGUUCUUAAGGUUACACCAGAAGAAUAUGCGGGUCAGAUAACAUUAAUGGAUGUUCCAGUAUUUAAAGCUAUUCAACCAGAUGAGCUUUCAAGUUGUGGAUGGAAUAAAAAAGAAAAAUAUAGUUCUGCACCAAAUGCAGUUGCCUUCACAAGAAGAUUCAAUCAUGUAAGCUUUUGGGUUGUUAGAGAGAUUCUUCAUGCUCAAACAUUAAAAAUUAGAGCAGAAGUUUUGAGCCACUAUAUUAAAACUGCUAAGAAACUGUAUGAGCUGAAUAACCUUCAUGCACUUAUGGCAGUGGUUUCUGGCCUACAGAGUGCCCCAAUUUUCAGGUUGACUAAAACAUGGGCGUUAUUAAGUCGAAAAGACAAAACUACCUUUGAAAAAUUAGAAUAUGUAAUGAGUAAAGAAGAUAACUACAAAAGACUCAGAGACUAUAUAAGUAGCUUAAAGAUGACACCUUGCAUUCCCUAUUUAGGUAUCUAUUUGUCAGAUUUAACAUACAUCGAUUCAGCCUACCCAUCAACUGGCAGCAUUCUAGAAAAUGAGCAAAGAUCAAAUUUAAUGAAUAAUAUCCUUCGAAUAAUUUCUGAUUUACAGCAGUCUUGUGAAUAUGAUAUUCCCAUGUUGCCUCAUGUCCAAAAAUAUCUCAACUCCGUUCAGUAUAUAGAAGAACUACAAAAGUUUGUGGAAGACGAUAAUUACAAGCUUUCAUUAAAGAUAGAACCAGGUACAAGCACCCCACGUUCUGCUGCUUCCAGAGAAGAUUUAGUAGGUCCUGAAGUAGGAGCGUCUCCACAGAGUGGACGAAAAAGUGUGGCAGCUGAAGGAGCCUUGCUCCCACAGACACCGCCAUCCCCUCGGAAUCUGAUUCCACAUGGACAUAGGAAGUGCCAUAGUUUGGGUUAUAAUUUCAUUCAUAAAAUGAACACAGCAGAAUUUAAGAGUGCAACGUUUCCAAAUGCAGGACCAAGACAUCUGUUAGAUGAUAGCGUCAUGGAGCCCCAUGCGCCAUCUCGAGGCCAAGCUGAAAGUUCUACUCUUUCUAGUGGAAUAUCAAUAGGUAGCAGCGAUGGUUCUGAACUAAGUGAAGAGACCUCAUGGCCUGCUUUUGAAAGGAACAGAUUAUACCAUUCUCUCGGCCCGGUGACAAGAGUGGCACGAAAUGGCUAUCGAAGUCACAUGAAGGCCAGCAGUUCUGCAGAAUCAGAAGAUUUGGCAGUACAUUUAUAUCCAGGAGCUGUUACCAUUCAAGGUGUUCUCAGGAGAAAAACUUUGUUAAAAGAAGGCAAAAAGCCUACAGUAGCAUCUUGGACAAAAUAUUGGGCAGCUUUGUGUGGGACACAGCUUUUUUACUAUGCUGCCAAAUCUCUAAAGGCUACCGAAAGAAAACAUUUCAAAUCAACAUCCAAUAAGAAUGUAUCUGUGGUAGGAUGGAUGGUGAUGAUGGCUGAUGACCCUGAACAUCCUGAUCUCUUCCUGCUGACUGACUCUGAGAAAGGAAAUUCGUACAAGUUUCAAGCUGGCAAUAGAAUGAAUGCAAUGUUAUGGUUUAAGCAUUUGAGUGCAGCCUGCCAAAGUAACAAACAACAGGUUCCUACAAACUUGAUGACUUUUGAGUAGAAGCCUGAGAAAAAAAGAGAGGUGAACUGUUGCUUCUGUGUGAGCAUGAGGACCUGAUAAAAGAGCGCCAGCUAUAAACCAUCCUGUGCCAGGAAGAGCCCAGAGGCUCUGUCUCAGUCUUUGGAGUUCUGAACCAAAAAAGCACUAAUUUCAGGGAAUGAAUUGAGAUAUUCCCAGAGAACAAAUUGGAGUUGCAAAACAAACUGCCAUGAACCAUGCUUCUUAUCUCAGAACUGACCUGUGGAAACCACUGCCUUAAAAGAAUGAAAGGAAAACCAACAUGAAACACCAAAUAGUGUGUGUGAAUCUUCUGGCGGUGCUGUGCUUGGAAUAGAUCGUAGCUAAUUUGCAUUUCUUUUAACUUUGUAAUAAUUUUAGAGGGGGGAAUUGCCCUUUUUAGAUAUGCUUUAAAAAGGAAAAACAUAUUCUUGUGGAUUCCAUCAGGCGCUGGUUUUGAACCGAGGUGAAGAGACUUAGCAGGGAUUGUACCAGCAGCCCACCUGCAAGGUUUGUUCUCCCUCUAGUAGUCUGCAACCUCACUGGCUUUCUCACAGCAAGAGUGUAGGAAUGAGAAAUGUUAGUCAUGUGAGUUCUUGGGUUCGUUUGGGAUUGGGUGGGGGUGUUUGUUUUGUUUUGGAUGAGGGGAGAAUUUUUUAAACACUAAACUUCUGAAAUGUAGUACUGUAAGGGGAACAUUAUUUCCUGCAGGAGGUACAAAGGCUGAGUGUUCAUUUGCCAGAUGCUUUUUUUUAAAUAGGUUCCAGAAAACAUGGUUGUUUCUAACUAGGGUUAAAGUUUAGCUUUCUAUAUGAAUUCAUUGUUGGACCACAGAUCUGCUUAAGUAAAGAACUAUAAUCCCAACCUAAACUUUUCUGAGAUUUUACAAUAAUUAGAUCUUUUUCCAAGUUAAUUGGAUUUUCCCUUCUCCCAGUCAUAGGUGGUUUUUAUCAUCAAGACAGACUGAUAUUUUGUCAGGAUAUUUUCUUUUACAGUAUUUGAUGUGCAUAAUGCCAGAGUUAUUUUUUUAUUAUUCAUUUUCUCUCUUUUUGUUCAAUAUGAGAUUCAGGAUCAUAUUUGUUUAAAAGGUAACACAUAGAGAUGUAUGUAUAUAUUUUGUUAUAAGACAUACAAAAUAAUUUUAAGAGGGAUAAAGGUGAAAAUAUCAGAUUCUGGAAAUUUUAAGUAUCUAAACUUUAUACUUGUAUGAUUUACCAUAUACAUACCAAAACAUUUUUCUGAAAAUUUACUGUCGGUCUCUGACAUGAAACCGUAUUUUGUCAGUAGUUGACCAAGCAGUUUUAUGAGAACUCUUCUAUGCAAUGAUGCAUUUAAUUUCUAAAGUAAAUGUUGAAUUAUUAAAAAAAAAAAAGUUUGAAGGUGAGAUGCCUUAGAAUUUUAAUGAAAAAUGACACUCAAACAAAGGCUAUAUGUCGAAUGUUAUAAACUCUUGAGACAUAAUAAAUUUUAGCAGUGGCCUAGAGUAAGGUAAUGCUUUGUGACUGAUAUCUACUAAUAGACUUCUGUUACUUUGGGCCUCACAUAAAAUUUCACACAUUCGUAUUCUUAGAGAAUUUUAUACUUUUUUAUUAUAAGUAUUUUGCCCUUGAGUCCAUGAAACUUCAAUAGAAAAUAUUGCUUAUACAAUAAUUAGCUUAAAAUCCAUCCAAAGGAAAAGAGAAGAGCUUUUUUUGAGUGUUAAGUUUUUUAAUUUAGUUUUCUGUUUGGAAAAGAUGUUAAGAGUUCAAAUAUGCUUCUUAUAUAACAGAAAUACCAUUAUUUUUGGGGUUUAGUGACACAGGCUGGAGAGGACAAAAGUUUCCUGUGCUGAAUGAUUUUUCAAUUAAUGCUCUAAGCUUAACCCAUGUUGGGUAAUAGAAAGACAUAGCCAGCAGUAUUACUACGUAGACCUUGCACAUCUUACUUUUGUUUUGCAUUUUUAAAAAUUUCUUAAUUUGUUUAUUUCUCUUCAGAAAUAGUGUUUUUAACAGUGUAUGUGCUUUUUUAAAAAGUAUUGUGAAUGAGAACCCUGUGGAUUUUUUUAAUUUCAUUUGUUUGUCAUAAUAAGCUAACGUAGAAAUGUUGUAGGUUAACCAUAUCUGUGGAGAUAUGCAGUUGGAAGUCAGAGCCUGACAUCACAUAGUUUUGCCAAAGGGAGAGAGCUAAGCUGGAAGAUGUGUUUGAUACUUUCGGCUCUAAACAUUAAUGGAUGUUUGCGUAGAGUAAGAUAGUGUUCAAAUUUGGUUAAUAGUUUAUAGAUAGACUUGUGGCCUCUGACUGACUAAAUUUCUUAACAGCGCAGAAGUCGUUGUUUUUCUGUCUUUAAAAUUUAUUCAUUCAGAAAAUUAGUCAUUGCUUUUUAAGAUUAUUUUAGCAUUUGAAGCAAAUUGAAAACAGAGAAGUGACUUAAAAUAGUGUAGGUGAAUUUUUUAUCUAUAAUUUACCAAAUAAUACCUGAUAACAAUUCAAAGAAAAUAUGUUACCAAAAUAUAUUAAAUAUAUAGGUAGUUCAUUCGUGGGAAGAUGAAUCUUCUUAUUAAGCCUGCCCUCAAUUGUAAAUAAGUGACUCAAAAACUCAAAAUGUUCAUCAGCAUUAAGGUCAUUUGUUUCACCCUUAGCCAAGAAGAACUCAUUAGAAAUUCAGUUAUAAUUUAAAUUUAAGCCUGUUUAUGAUAAGCAUAAUGAUUGGCAUGUUAUAUAGCCUGUUGAAAAUAACUACAGAAUGACCUUCCAGAGCACUGUUUUUGGCCUCGUGCCCCCUCUGUUCAGGCUUUGCUUGUUUUUCAGAAUAUGAUUUUUACCUCCAGACAGUAAGAAUUGAACAAGAACUAAUCAAACACACCUUCCUAUUUUGUUUUCUUCACUAUGUAAAUAUUAUUUGGGCAAACAUUACAAAAAGGGAUCCAAACAAUUUGAGUUUCAGUAUUUUUUUCUCCCUAGGCAUGUGCUUCAAUUUCAAAUAUUUUUUCUGUGUGGAAAAUGCCAUGUAACUAUCGCACUACCUUCUGUGUAGACUGUGUUGGUAUUGGUUCUUUCUGUAUAUCAAAAGUCAGGGUGUAUAACUGCAAAGUUUGUAUAAGUGGCUUUAUUCCUCUUCUAGAAGAUUUAUGAGGAGCCUAGGAAGCACUAUUGGUACAGGAGGAAAAAAGAAUGGAAAACAUGUUUACAGACUCUAGCGUUCCUUAUUAGCUUAAACUGGGGCCCUCAAAGAGCAGCCUGUUGAUCUUUUGGCCAAAUGACUUGAGCGUAAGUCUUUUAUUUCUUUUUAAGGUUAAAUCGUAAACUGUAUACCUUUACUACUGAAGACAAAACUAUAGGGCAUCAUACUAAUUGAAAAUCGAUAGUAAUAGGUUCCAUCCAUUGGCUUUUUAAAUGAAUAGAUCUGGUAUUGAUUUCCUUCCUGUUUUUUUGAGGCACAUUCCUUUACAACCAGUGUUUAAACCACCACGUAAUCAUCUUCUGCAAACAAGGGGUGCCCGUGUUGCCUAACAGAAGAUAAUCUUUAAUAAAGCAAAUCCUCUGCUUCAAAGGCUUUUGAAAUAAUUGGAUCCCUUUUUGAAAAGGAAGAUGAGUUUAACUGUGUCCAGGUGGAAUAAUAGUACUCCUGUUGCAUGAAUAGAUGAUACAAAGCAAGUGAUGAGGUUGGUAUGACUUCUUUAGUGACCUUUUAGUGUUUGCUUUUAUUUUCCUCUCUUUUUUGUAUUAUUUCUUUCAAACAUAGUAAAUAUACGAUUUUACAGCCAAA
This is a messenger RNA of Gorilla gorilla gorilla (western lowland gorilla), 5818 nucleotides long. RefSeq names its product Ral GEF with PH domain and SH3 binding motif 2 (gene RALGPS2). Gene Ontology annotation, molecular function: guanyl-nucleotide exchange factor activity. Gene Ontology annotation, cellular component: plasma membrane. Gene Ontology annotation, biological process: Ras protein signal transduction. Lineage: Eukaryota; Metazoa; Chordata; Mammalia; Primates; Hominidae. Bases 325 to 2076 code for a protein of 583 amino acids. The record is from RefSeq and is a predicted model, not a curated record. The transcript is spliced from 21 exons.